CUGGUACCAUCCUGUUAUACCAGAACUGGGUCCAGCUCAGAACCAGAACCAGAACUACUGAGACAGACCGGCCCAUUAAUAUUAUGAUGAUGAUGAUGUUGUGGUGAAGACACGUGAUCCUUGCGGUCCUUCGGGUCUGACGUCACCCCCCCUCUGAGUCCAUCAUGGAGUGAGGAGGAGGAGGAGAUGGGGAUCGUGCGGUGCCUUCCUCCCCGACACCAGAACCUCCUGCUCGGUCUCAGCGUUCCCGGCCCGGUCCGGAGGAGGCGGCGGGGCUGAAGGAGGAGGACGAUCCGAUGGGAGGAGGAAGAGGAGAAGGAGGAGGAGGAAGAGGAGGCAGAACCGCAUCCGCCGCUCGCUGCGGAACCAUGAAGACGCCGCACCGCGCGGCGGCCGCGGCAGCUCGACCCAAGCGGAGCUGAACCGGAGAAGAUGAACGAGGAGCCGCGGCCCGACGAUGACAGCUACAUCGUGCGGGUCACGGCGGUGGUGAUGACCCGGGACGAGUCCAGCGGCGGCUGGCUGGCGCUGGACGGCUGCCUGAGCCGGGUCGGGGUCUGCCGGCUGCGGCCCGACGGGCUGCAGGGCCGGAACAGCUUCCUGAUCCACGGGGAGCGCCUCAAGGACCGGCAGGUGAUUCUGGACUGUUUCUUAAAGAAAGACCUGGCCUACACAAAGGCCACGCCCACCUUCCACCACUGGCAGGUGGACAAUAAGAAGUGCGGCCUGACCUUCCAGUGUUCGUCCGACGCCCGCGCCUUCGACCGCGGCGUGAGGCGAGCGCUGGAGGACCUGGCAGAAGGUUCCACCACGUCUUCAUCGACGCUGCAGAACGAAGCCGAGCUUGGGGACGACGACGUCUUCACGACGGCCACCGACAGCUCGUCCAACUCGUCUCAGAGGAGAGAGCCCGCCAUGCACGCGGCGCCGGCUCACUUCUGCGAGCCGCGCCGGCACCACUGCAUCCUGGGACAUUUCUAUGAGCACCACCGGCCCUCGGACCACUACUUCCUGGACCCGGCGGUCCACAUCUUUCCUCGUCACGCCAGCUUCCCUCUGGAGGAGGAGGACAUCGUUCGCUUCAGCCCCCGUGAGCGCAGCUGGCUCACCGGCUACGAGGACUACCGUCACGCCAACGCCACGCGAGACAAGCUCCCGCAGCUGCGCAACCCGGACACCUGCGUGCAUUUCACCAAGAGCGACGCGCCGAAACGCGACUACACGUACCCGUACCCGCUGAGCUGCGGCGUGCAGCGGGGCUUCGACAGCAAGCCGGGCCGCCUCGAGGCGGGCGGCGGCCGCAGGGCGGUGGUGACGCUGCAGCCGCGGCCUCCGGCGUCCAAAGGGAAGUGUCACAUGGAGGACGGGGAGCGGCUCCGCUGCGUCUACUGUCAGGACAUGUUCAACCACGAGGACAACGGGCGGGGCCAGUGCCAGGAGGCGCCGGACCCCAUCCAGACCUGCAUCCGCCGGGUCAGCUUCAUGUGGUGCGCCGACAGCCUGCUGUACCACUGCAUGUCCGACCCGGAGGGCGACUACUCGGACCCCUGCUCCUGCGACACCAGCGACGAGCGCUUCUGCCUGCGCUGGGCGGCGCUGGUCGGCCUGUCGCUGCUGGCGCCCUGCAUGUGUUGCUACGCCCCCCUGAGGGCGUGCCACCGCUGCGGCGUGGCCUGCCGCUGCUGCGGCGGCAAGCACAGGGCCGUGGGCUGAGCCGCGCAGGCCCCGCCCACUCCACAGAGACCGUCACCGCUGUUCUUUCUGUUGUUGAUGUGGUUCAUCUGUAGAAGGAAGUGAAACUUCGUGUCAACCGUUGUGCUUUUUCUGUCACUCUGAGGACCAAAUGAAGAAAAUGUCUCCAUGAAAGUUUGGAUAUUUGGAGGCGCCAGGUUCACCUGGAGAACGUCCAGCAGGAUUCCUGCAGGUCAGUGAAGGUGGAGCUGCUGUUCAUCUGGAAGAAGCUGCUUCAUUCUCUUGUUCAGACAGAAUAUCACAGCAACUCAGACAUUUAUUCUACACAGAGGGAUAUUUCUGAUAUUUCUGGCUUACAGCUAAUAAGAUUCAAAAUGUUAUUCAGAAAAUUAGAAAAUUUCAUUUCCAAAAAAGAAAGAAAAAAAAAUCCCCCAAACCUUCAGAUGAGCUCUUCACUGUUCUCUCAGUGUUGUUGCUUGUUCACCUUUUCUACACACUUUCUCCUUCCACUCAAUUUUUCCUUAGUAGUCUUGUACAGUGGUGUGUGUUAGCCACCGCCUCCUAAGCUUUUGCAGCUUUCCCUCCUUGUUGUCAUGGCAGCAGGCUUCCUCAUGACACAACUGGAUCGUUUUAUUGGUCUGGUGGUUCGGGUUUUUCAGAAUCUGAACAAAACAUCUUUAACUGGACGUUUAUCCCUCUGUGUGGCAUAAAUAUGAGACCUGAUUGAAAUUUAAUAUUUCAUCUUUCUAGAACUUAACUUGGCAUUUUGGAAAAAUAAAGUAAACAUUAGUCACUGAAAAGUCCAAGAUGGCCGCCAUGGUGGUGAAGGAGAAAAUAUGUUUGCACUAUAAUCAGCAGUGGCCACAGCUAACCAAAAACUUCCAUUUACUAAUGACGUAUUCGUUAAACAAAAACCUUAGCUCAGCUACACUAAAGACAUAAAAACAUUAGCAGAGCUAAUGCUAACCUGCUAAACACAAAAAAUUAGCAGAAGCUAACCAUUAAGUUGCUAACUUGUAUGAACAGGAUGACCAAAUUUAAAAACAAUUGGACUUGGAUGACAUAAAAUUCAUCCAAGUCAUGAAAAUGGUAACAAUAACUGGUUUAAAAGGCUCAAAAAUGAUGACGGCCAUCUUGAAAAAUAGUCGUCACCCUGAAAUUCAAGUAGCUGGUGGGAAAAAUGAAAAACCUAAGACCUGAAUUUUUAUGCUUGUAUCCACACUGGAAUUUUUUUACAGUAAAAUGAUGCAUUUAACUGUUUAUAAUAAUGGAGAAUCUCCUGGUUUAUCACCAACACACACACACAUAUAUAUACACACACAUAUGCACACACCAUGGCGGUAUGUAAAGUGUGUCAGCAGAGGCGCUGUGGUGAAAACCAGCCGGUGAGUCCUCAGCUCAGCUGCUUGGUUCUGGAGCAGGCCGUCCAAACACCACGAGGAUUUUUGGGCCCAGAUUCCUGAGAAUUGAUGAUUUUGACCCAAGUGGCGUAAAGUCUGGAGGAGCGUUGCUGCUCUGCUGCCUGGAGCCCAGCAGAGGCGCUGCAGCAGAUAACAGGAACACAUGCGGAUGAUCACAAUCCGGGUUAAAGAACAGCUAACAGAAAUCAGAGCUGAAGUUUGAAAUCUAUUUUUUUAUUGGUGUAAUUACAGUUCCCCCAGCAUUUCAGAGCAAGGUUAUAACGUAUAUUAAUACAGGUUAUAACGUAUAUUAAUACAGGUUAUAACGUAUAUUAAUACAGGUUAUAACGUAUAUUAAUACAGGUUAUAACGUAUAUUAAUACAGGUUAUAGCGUAUAUUAAUACAGGUUAUAACGUAUAUUAAUACAGGUUAUAACGUAUAUUAAUACAGGUUAUAACGUAUAUUAAUACAGGUUAUAGCGUAUAUUAAUACAGGUUAUAGCGUAUAUUAAUACAGGUUAUAACGUAUAUUAAUACAGGUUAUAACGUAUAUUAAUACAGGUUAUAACGUAUAUUAAUACAGGUUAUAACGUAUAUUAAUACAGGUUAUAGCGUAUAUUAAUACAGGUUAUAGCGUAUAUUAAUACAGGUUAUAGCGUAUAUUAAUACAGGUUAUAACGUAUAUUAAUACAGGUUAUAACGUAUAUUAAUACAGGUUAUAGCGUAUAUUAAUACAGGUUAUAGCGUAUAUUAAUACAGGUUAUAACGUAUAUUAAUACAGGUUAUAGGGUAUAUUAAUACAGGUUAUAACGUAUAUUAAUACAGGUUAUAACGUAUAUUAAUACAGGUUAUAACGUAUAUUAAUACAGGUUAUAACGUAUAUUAAUACAGGUUAUAGCGUAUAUUAAUACAGGUUAUAACGUAUAUUAAUACAGAUAUUUUUGAUGCAACAUAAGCUACAGAAACUGGGCCUUAAUGGCAGCAGCAGGAAGCAGUCGACUCAAGUUUUACACCCAACAUCGGGUCAGAACCCAGUGGGGAAACGAUCCAGACGUUUGUUCAGAUAUAAAUUUAUUGAUGUUUCUGGGCUGAAUGUGUUUUUAAGUAUAGCUUGACAUCGGGACGAAUGGCGUUUGGGAAAUUCAUUUGUGGUUUUUAAGUUUAACGGACGAUGAGUUCCGGUCCGGUCCGGUCCGGUCCAGUCCGUGAGGCCUAGCUUAGCAGCGCCUGCUAGCUCUUAGCUUCCUGGUUGUCCUUGAUGUUCUUGUGCAAAGUGAUCCAGUUCCUGUAAAAUCAUUAGCGAUGCUAGCAGUUAGCAUUGUGCUAACAUAGGCCACAUGGUGCUGCAGCUGAAAUGUUCUGCUGAAGCUCGGUGGCAAACAGGAAGUCAGGACAAGAUGAGGUCAGUUCCAUCUGCUUUUCCAGACGUUUCCUGGUACAGACUGUAAAGUUGGUGGAAGGAAAACAUCUGUGAAAACUGUCGGCGAUGGCCUUGCAGUAAACAGUCUGGUCAGAGCGCAGCAGCUGGUUCCCAGUCUGGUUCCCAGUCUGGUCAGAAUGCAGCAGCUGGUUCCCAGUCUGGUUCCCAGUCUGGUCAGAAUGCAGCAGCUGGUUCCCUCCAGAGAGAAGCAGCAGUCUGGACCGUCAUGUCCGCCGUCAGAGAUGAGUCCCCAAUAAAAAAUUAAGCGUCGAACAGGAAGUGUGUCCGGCGUCUUGAGAAGCCACUUCCUGUCCGUGUGUCGGCCGGCGGUGGCUCUCUCCAGGGAAAGUGCCUGAAGCCUCUUCAUCAUGUCUUCAUCAGUCUAAUAACUAUGAUGAAAAAAACGAAGGUGCAGUCCACCAGUUUGUCUUUUUAUACAUAAUUACAUUUAUACCAGUGUAAAAACUGAAUAUAUGAAUAUAUACUGUAUAUGUAUAUGUAUCAGGUCAGCAAUGUACAUUUUUCAGUUCUAUUUUUUUAUUGUUUCUAAAAUGAUGGAUGUCAAAGAUACAAAGAAAAAGACUAAAAUCUGAAAAAUAAAAUAAAAGCUCAAAUCUACUGAGUUUGUUUUGAUUUUACUGACAGCGACUCGUUAUGCAACAAGUCCAAGUUAAAAAUGUUCACCAGCACAGAGUUUCCAGGUGAAGGAGGUCAGGUUCCCAGUCUGGUUCCCACACAUGCAC
Xiphophorus maculatus (southern platyfish) is the source of this 5255-nucleotide messenger RNA. RefSeq names its product sprouty-related, EVH1 domain-containing protein 2-like (gene spred2a). Gene Ontology annotation, molecular function: protein kinase binding. The transcript is spliced from 6 exons. Gene Ontology annotation, cellular component: membrane. Gene Ontology annotation, biological process: negative regulation of MAPK cascade; multicellular organism development. Bases 433 to 1713 code for a protein of 426 amino acids. The record is from RefSeq and is a predicted model, not a curated record. NCBI's taxonomy places the organism in Eukaryota, Metazoa, Chordata, Actinopteri, Cyprinodontiformes, Poeciliidae.